CUGAGCCUGGGGAGGCGACCCUGGGCGGGGCGGCAGAGCCUGCGGAGGAGCGUUCUGCUUUUCCUGGUGCUCCGCUUCCUCCUCGGAGCUCUCCAGCCGUGCCUGUCGACUUCCACAAUGGAUGAGACUUCAGAUGAACCUCCCACUUCUGCUGUUGUUUUAGACAGCGGCCACUUCUCCCAGGUCAUCUUUAACAACGUGGAGAAAUUUUAUGUUCCUGGAGGAGACGUAACCUGUCACUAUACUCUCACACACAACAUUGUUCCUCGUGGGAAGGACUGGGUGGGCAUCUUCCGGGUGGGAUGGAAAACCACCCGAGAAUAUUACACAUUCAUGUGGGCUCCUCGGCCCAGUGAUGUCCGUGGUGAUACUGCUGUGCAGCAACAGAUCCAGUUCAAAGCUUAUUACCUGCCCAAAGAUGAUGAAUACUACCAGUUCUGCUACAUUGACCAGGAUGGUACAAUCCGUGGAGCCAGUGUGCCUUUCCAGUUCAGAGCAGAGACUGAGGAUGAUAUUCUGGUGGUUACCACACAGGGAGAAGUGGAAGAGAUUGAACAACAAAACAAGAAUUUGCUUAAAGAAAAUGAGGAGCUGCAAGCCAACUGUGCAAGUCUCCAAAAACAAAAUACAGAUCUGCAGGAAGACCUCAAGAAGACACAGGAGCUACAAAAUGUUUUGGAGUCCCUUAGGAGCAGCACUGAAAAAUUGGAGCUGGAGCUGAAUUCCCUGAAACAGGAAAAUAAACACCUGAAGGAGCUGAAUGAGUGCAGAGAGGCAGAACUGCACCAAUUCAAGGAGCAAAUUCAGAAUGUAACCUCUGAAAAGGAACAUCUGGAAACCAAACUGAAAACAGCCCUGGAUCAUGUUGAUCAACUGCAGUCUCAACUUCUGAGUUAUGAGAAGGAAAUUGAAGAGCUGGUUCGUUUGGACCAUGACAAGACCAAGCAGUGUGAAAGUUUAAAGGAAGAGAAUAACCAAUUAUGCUUGACUAUCACUCAAAAGGAGGAGCAAAAGAAAGAACUUAAACAGUGCCUGGAGCACUUGAAGGGAUCAGAGGCCAAGCUGACACUUCGUCUGCAGAAUGAACAGCAACAAAACAGUGACUUAAUGAAAGAGCUGGAAGAGCAGAAGCGUUUGUUUCAGGCUUUGCAAGCAAAAAAGAAGGAAUCUGAUGGGGAAAAUCAGCUACUAAGGAAAGAGAAUGAUUCCCUCCUGAGGCAUCUCUCUCAGCCUAGAGACGUUUCUUCCUCUUUUGUUGCUUCACAAGCCCAAGCUUUUGUUCCAGCUCCUGAAGACUUUGUAUUUGGAAAUCCAUAUCAUGCUGCAGGAGCAAAUUGGGCAAGAGGCACAGGAAUAGAUUCUAUCAGGAAAUGCCCCAUAUGCAAUUGCAUUUUUCCUGAUAAUAUUGAAACAAGAGACUACGAGGCCCACGUGCAGGGCCAUCUUCUGGAGUGUCCAGUCUGCAAUGGAGCUUUUGACAAGUCCAACCAGCAGGUGUUUGAAGACCAUAUGUUGUGCCAUAGCCUGGAACGAUUGUGAAUCCUUAUCUGUUCUGUACAAUAGGUGGUGGAGGCUGCAGCUUAGAAUAGACCAAAAUUAUUCUAGAGACUUGAUCUAUGCUGGUAAGAAAUGGAAUUGUCAUCCCCUUAAGUCCUCUGCCUUGGAUCAAACAACUGUGCUUGCUAAAUGAGUUAGAAAUCCUGUAAUUAAUAACUAUCCAGGUAGGGUCAAACAAUAGAUCUAGUACAGCAGUACCAGCUGAUACAGGUCCAUUAUAAUGGUUUCAUUAUUCAGUAGAGCACUGUGAUUGUUAACCAAAGAGCAGAAGCAUUGCAUAGUCUUUUAGGACCACACCUUCAGUCUGGUUCAGCUUCUGGAACAUAGAGUUAAAUACUAAUAAAUACAGAAGUGUAAAUAAGAAUAUAUUUUCCUUUCUUCUUUUGCCUUUAGUCAUAAAAAAGUGAGAUAUAUAUUUAUAAAGAAAAUACUUGUUUGUAGAUCUAAAGGUCUAGGGUUCUUCUUACAUCAGAGUAGGCAGUAUAGCUUAGUGUACAAUGAGGUGCAUGCACUGUUGUCCCUUUUUUCCUGUAUGACCAGACUGAAAGUAAAUGGUGAUACAAUCUGUGCUUGUGUGGUCACUCUGACACUGUCCUGUCAUGCAUCCAUCUCAUGGCGAGGGAACCCUGAUGUUUAUGAAACAGGGAAAGUCAGAAUGGCCUGGAGCCUGUAGGAAAGCAGUAGCUGAGUUGUCAUGAGAGUGCUGAGGAUAAAUGGGCUCUCAGUCUUGAAACUGGGCAUCCUCAUUUAAAGGAAGUGAUGAAAGCCCUCCUGACUUAAAAUGAAGAGCCUGUUCUCAAACCAAAACAUUGUGAUUGAAAACUGCUAAGUGCCUUGGGACAUUACAACGCUUUGUGGAUGGAUUAUCCAGUCACUAUUUUUAUUUCUGCUUUGGGAUUUUCAGAUUAUGAUUAACAGUCCUUUUGUCCAUGCACAUACAAAUGGGUGAAGUUUUAUUAUCCAGCUGUGUUAGACGUUUCCUGCUGAAUAUCUGAAGCAAAAGAAAAUCAUAAGAAGUUUACAUAGAGUCUUAAGACCAUUAAGAGUAACAAAGACUUUAAAAUGUUUUGAUUCUACAUGUAAUUUUUUUAAUCUAGGUUUAAAUGGAGUAUUUCUGCCUUUAAGAUGUACACUGGUAAGCAUGAUUUUGAAAAAUCUGUAAGAGAAAAUAAGAGCAGAGAAAAAAUAAAAGCUGUACUGAGAAAGACCUUGAAAAAAGAUGACAAGUGAUUUAAAUAAAUUGGAGGAAUUGUUGGUGUCUUAAUGGAGCUAUUUGCAAGCCUUGGAUUACUUUCUGAAGCUUUUCUCUAACAAAGUACUUAAGCACAUCUCUGAAUAACUUUUAGCAUGCAACAUAAUAUCUCAGUGGUUAGUGGGGCUGCUGCUGUCUAAUAGCAUCUACUGAACUGGCAGAUCUGCAUUGGCUUCUGUCAGCAUGGAAAUGUAUCAAGAAAGCCGAAGGAUAGGAUGUUAUUCAUUACUAUAAUGUGUAUCAACAUUCCUGAUGUAUCUUUAUGCCAAUUUUGGCAAAUAUUCUGUCGUUGUGAGGCUAAUUUUUAACUGGGCACCUGUUUUCUCAGGAAAUACCCCACUGGUUUCCAAGAAAAUGCUCCCACCCCAAAGCUUUUCUACGCAUCCUCAUUUAAAAUUACAUUUUCUUUUCCAAUUCUUUUCCUGCUUUACAUCUUGACCGAAGCAGAUCAAAUGCAGAGCAGAAGCAGUCUUUAUUAAAACUCCAGCAGGUCGCCCAAAUACCACUUACCAGCCCUGCUCAUUUUCUACACUGUUGGUAAUGCUGGCUUUAGCAGCUCAGAUCCUAAAGCCCAGCCCUGUCAUUAGAGGUUAGUUGUGUUACAGCGCUGUGUCCCUGAGCUACCACUGCCAAGUGUUGAUGUUGCUUCCACCCCUUGUAAUACUCUGGUGCCGACCAUUUUCUGCUUGCCACCUCCUACCAUCUCGACGAGACCUCAGAGCCCGUUUUGAGGUGCCAGCCAUAGGACACAGACAGCAAGCAGGUGGCCGGCAGAGGGGGUCAGACUGCAAUAAAUCUCACGAGGAUGCUGCAUUUCAAAGCGUUUUUAAGGUAUGCCAUUUGUUUUCUGUAAUAACGAUCCAGAUUCAGACUUCCAAGACAUAAUAUACUUCUGCCUGACACAUCCUGAGCAGCCAGGGACCAAUUUACCUCCAAGUACAAACUACACUGUGUUUUCUAAGCAAAUUUUCAUUUUACAUGUAAUUUACAGCUUUAUUUAUGUUACUGAUGUAUUUAACAUUUGGAAUUGCAGUAUGUUUCAACCCUAUCUCAAUUGUAUGGUUUAAAACAGAAAUAGCUCAAAUGGUUGAUAAUUAGAUCUAAUUAUACUUUGGAUGAGAUCCCAUUUACGUUGAUAUGUAUUGCAUGAGGACCUUGAAAUAAAUUUUCAAAAGUGACAGUA
Messenger RNA from Centrocercus urophasianus (Greater sage-grouse), 3992 nucleotides. It is a transcript of the gene CALCOCO2, whose product is annotated as calcium binding and coiled-coil domain 2. Gene Ontology annotation, biological process: positive regulation of autophagosome maturation; xenophagy. Gene Ontology annotation, cellular component: autophagosome; PML body. The record is from RefSeq and is a predicted model, not a curated record. Bases 118 to 1539 code for a protein of 473 amino acids. The transcript is spliced from 13 exons. NCBI's taxonomy places the organism in Eukaryota, Metazoa, Chordata, Aves, Galliformes, Phasianidae.